Molecule: messenger RNA, 1728 nt
Organism: Phaeodactylum tricornutum CCAP 1055/1
Lineage: Eukaryota; Bacillariophyta; Bacillariophyceae; Surirellales; Neidiaceae
Exons: 4
Biological process (GO): mitotic cell cycle; protein phosphorylation; regulation of cytokinesis
Cellular component (GO): cytoplasm; spindle pole; centrosome
Molecular function (GO): ATP binding; protein binding; protein kinase activity
Source: RefSeq, a predicted model, not a curated record
GAUGGCCACACCAUUCACCAGUAUUUGCGCGGCCGCUUUCUCGGAAAAGGCGGGUUCGCCAAAGUAUACUUGUGCACCGCUCUGGACACAUCCAAACAGUACGCGGUCAAGAUCGUACCAAAGGCGAAUCUAGUCAAAGCGCGAGCGCGACACAAGUUGCAAACCGAAAUAAAAAUUCACCGCACACUCAAGCAUCCCAACAUUUGCGAGUACAAACAUUUCUUUGAGGACCGCAACAACUGCUACAUCCUUUUGGAGCUCUGUCACAAUCAGACUCUAAAUGAAAUGAUCAAACGUCGGAAAAGAUUGACCGAACCAGAAGCGGCUCUGUUUAUGAAUCAUCUUCUCGAUGCAGUCAAGUACAUGCACCUGAAGAAUGUAAUUCACCGAGACUUAAAACUCGGAAACUUGUUUUUGGACCGACAUCUGAACGUCAAGGUUGGAGAUUUGGGCUUAGCAACGAUUUUAGAACAUCCCGAAGAAAAGCGCAAGACUAUCUGCGGAACCCCGAACUACAUUGCUCCCGAGAUCAUUCAGGGAGACAAGGCCACCAGGGGGUAUUCGUUCGAAGUUGACGUAUGGUCCAUGGGGGUUAUCCUGUUUACAAUUCUUGUUGGAAAGCCGCCGUAUGAAGCGAAGGACGUCAAAGCCACUUACCAACGCAUUUUGGCCAACGAAUAUUCGUUCCCCAACAAUGUAGAACUCUCGUUGGAUGCAAAAGACUUAAUUCGGAGCAUGCUACGCUCCACACCAUGCGAACGUCUGUCCCUUAAGGAGAUUGGAAGUCACCGGUUCUUGUCCAUUAGGAACACACCACUAAACAUCCCUUCAAACGCCACUCACUCUACACCCAAAUGGUACUUGAACGAGUAUGAGGAAGAACUUAUUUCUCGAACUCGCGCCCUGUCAAUUCAAACUUCCUCUCGCCUUCAAGAUUCGGGCCGAUGCAGUCCUGCAAGAUCUCUGGCAUCCUCCACCUACACCGCAAUUAUCGAUUCCGGUACAGAGAUUCUGCAGAAACUCGUUGUCCAUCUAGAAGCCGUUCUAGAGUUAACUGCCUCACGUCGUGAUGCGUUUCGACCUACAUCCCCUCAAUCCGUAGUCGUGUAUGCAGGACCUACCAGAUGGGUGAGCCGCUAUGUUGAUUAUACAAGCAAGUAUGGUCUGGGCUUUCUUUUGAACGAUGGUAGCUCCGGAGUUUACUUUAAUGACUCAACCAAGACUGCUCUGGAGGCACAGGGGGAGACAUUCUACUAUAUUGAACGUAGAAAGGUUGAAGACGCUGCUUCUCGAAAAGUAGAAAUUGCUGUUGAAACCCACACGUUGAGUUCGUACCCAGAGCACUUGAAGAAAAAAGUCACUCUUCUGAAGCAUUUCCGCAAUUAUCUCUUAGACCAGCAGAAUAAGGAUGAAGAAACAGAGCCCACCCGGCCUCUUUCAUGCCUGCCAGUUUCUGACACAGUACACGUCAAGAAAUGGAUUCGCACGAAACACGCGAUACUGUUCCGUUUGAGUGACCAGACCAUCCAGGUAGUCUUCUAUGAUCAAACAGAAGUACUCUUGACACCUGAUGUACGAUAUAUUACCUAUGUGGAUAAAAAUCAUGUCCGUCGAACAUACGACUUCACAGACGAACUAGUUGGGUCCCUUGUGGAAUUGGAGAAACGUCUGAAGUACACUAAAGAAGUUUUGUUGCAGCUCAUUGGUUCACACUCUGGACGUCGCUAA